Molecule: messenger RNA, 582 nt
Organism: Nerophis lumbriciformis (worm pipefish)
Lineage: Eukaryota; Metazoa; Chordata; Actinopteri; Syngnathiformes; Syngnathidae
Source: RefSeq, a predicted model, not a curated record
AUGUUGGCGUUUUGCCUGCUGAGUGCCGUGUGGCUCGCGACGAGCCCGAGCCCGAGCCGCGCUCAGAACGAGACGGAACCGAUCGUCCUGGAGGGCAAGUGCCUGGUGGUGUGCGACUCCAACCCGACGUCCGACCCCACGGGCACCGCGCUGGGCAUCUCGGUGCGCUCGGGUAGCGCCAAAGUAGCCUUCUCGGCCGUCCGGAACACCAACCACGAGCCUUCGGAAAUGAGCAACCGGACCAUGGUCAUCUACUUUGAUCGGGUUCUUGUAAAUGUCGGGCGGAAUUUUGAUGAAGAGAGAAGUAAUUUCAUUGCACCGCGAAAAGGGAUUUACAGUUUUAACUUUCACGUAGUGAAAGUCUACAAUCGCCAAACAAUACAGGUGAGCCUAAUGCACAAUGGAUGGCCAAUCAUCUCGGCCUUCGCCGGUGACCAGGAUGUUACCCGCGAGGCGGCCAGCAAUGGCGUUCUGAUCCAGAUGGAGAAGGGAGACCGGGCCUACCUCAAACUGGAGAGAGGAAAUUUGAUGGGGGGAUGGAAAUAUUCUACCUUCUCUGGCUUCCUGGUGUUCCCCAUGUAG